Messenger RNA from Ictalurus furcatus (blue catfish), 1990 nucleotides. RefSeq names its product motile sperm domain containing 1 (gene mospd1). The transcript has 6 exons. The coding region runs from base 999 to 1655 and encodes 218 amino acids. The record is from RefSeq and is a predicted model, not a curated record. Gene Ontology annotation, cellular component: cytoplasm. NCBI's taxonomy places the organism in Eukaryota, Metazoa, Chordata, Actinopteri, Siluriformes, Ictaluridae.
GGUGAAAUCUAAUUAUAUAGUUUUGAAAUGACUUGUCUUGGAAAGAAAGUAACCUCAUAUUUCUUGUGAACUCUGUUUGCAUCUCAUGUUGGUUUAUAGUACAAUAGAGGGGAAUUGCCCUUGAAGGAGGAAGCAGUAGACUAUUGCAUAAAGUGUUGUUUUUUUUUGUAUUCGUCUCUAAUCCAAUGACAAACUUAGUCUAUCUCUUUGUGUGUAUAUAUUUCUGACUUCUCCUAGAUCAGACGGAUACUUUAUAAGCAGGGAAGAAGGACAGCAUGUCCACAGUUCUAGAUCAGACGGAUACUUUAUAGGCAGGGAAGAAGGACAGCAUGUCCACAGUUCUAGAUCAGACGGACACUUUAUAGAGAGGGAAGAAGGACAGCAUGUCCACAGUUCUAGAUCAGACGGAUACUUUAUAGGCAGGGAAGAAGGACAGCAUGUCCACAGUUCUAGAUCAGACGGAUACUUUAUAGGCAGGGAAGAAGGACAGCAUGUCCACAGUUCUAGAUCAGACGGAUACUUUAUAGGCAGGGAAGAAGGACAGCAUGUCCACAGUUCUAGAUCAGACGGAUACUUUAUAGGCAGGGAAGAAGGACAGCAUGUCCACAGUUCUAGAUCAGACGGAUACUUUAUAGGCAGGGAAGAAGGACAGCAUGUCCACAGUUCUAGAUCAGACGGAUACUUUAUAGGCAGGGAAGAAGGACAGCAUGUCCAUAGUUAUUGUAUGUAGCGUCAUUGCGUCAUAGAACGAAACGAACGCCCUCCGGCAUCCCAGAAUUCAGUGCGCGAGCCGCAGCGCACCGACAAAGAAAAAAGGAAAACAAGGGUGGGAUUUGCACAAUACCUCGCAUCAACAAUAAUAGUCGAGACAAAGGCUAAUCAUCAUGCUGCAAAGGAACUGAGUGAGCAAGGCCAACUGAUGUUUAAGGUAGCUUCUGCGCACUCUGAGUCAAAAAGAGAGUAUAAGCUGAAGGGCUAGGUUCGCUCAGUCUGUGCCAAUGCAGCAGCACAGCCGGCAGCCCGACCUAGUGGAAGGAAGACUUCCAGUGUUUGUGUUCCCCACCGAGCUGUUUUUUUAUGCAGAUGAGCAGGCCUCACACAAGCAGGUGCUUACCCUCUACAACCCAUAUGAGUUUGCACUCAAGUUCAAAGUUCUGUGCACCGCACCAAAUAAAUAUGCGGUAGUGGAUGCCACCGGUGCCGUGAAACCACAAUGCUGUGUAGACAUAGUGAUCCGGCACCGAGACGUGCGGGCCUGCCACUAUGGCGUGAUCGAUAAGUUCCGGCUGCAGGUGUCUGAGCAGAGCCAGAGGAAAGCUCUGGGCCGGAAGGAAGUGAUGGCCACACUGCUGCCCUCAGCAGCUCAGGAGCAGCCACAAAGCCGGCCGCAGGAGGAGGAGCGCAGGAUGAAGGAGCAGCUCACUGAUAGCUUGUUCUUUGAGCAGACUGCAUUCCAGACAGAGAGUCGGGCAGCAUCAGGGGGCCCCAGCCUGCUAACCGUCCUGUUGGGUCUAGUGUGUAUGGCUGCCCUUAUGCUCCCUACACUGGGAGAGCAGGAAUCCACAGUGCCUGUCUACCUCCACUUAAGUGUUAAUAAGAAAUUAGUAGCUGCUUACGUGUUAGGUCUUCUUACAAUGGUUAUUCUCCGCACAUGAAGUGCCAGUGUCUGAUGACUUUGUACAGAGAGGAACGGAAGAAAAAGAGCAGAAAUAGACAUUUGCACAACCAGAAGAAUCGUGAAAAAGGGUUGAGCCCAUGAGAUAGAUAAAAGCCACACGUUUAACAGGAACUAACUGCUUAAAUGACAUUAUAAACAUGUACGUCCAAUGAAGAUGCAAACAUCACGGGGCAAGGGAGGGAUGUACUCUAAGUGGACACCCAGAAACACUGACUGAGCUGGUGACUGAGCCACGCUGACUAUCAGGGAUGGUGGGAAAGGUUUGUGUGCAUAACCAAGAGGAAUAUGUUCAAUUAAACAUGUUUUACUUCA